Messenger RNA from Pseudovirgaria hyperparasitica, 1477 nucleotides. RefSeq lists its product as uncharacterized. The record is from RefSeq and is a predicted model, not a curated record. NCBI's taxonomy places the organism in Eukaryota, Fungi, Ascomycota, Dothideomycetes, Acrospermales, Acrospermaceae. Bases 271 to 1149 code for a protein of 292 amino acids. The transcript has 2 exons.
CCUUCAUUCCCUCACUUGCAACAUCACACUGCACUCUAUUUUGUUCCGACGCCCCUCGACACGCUUCUUGAUGUGAUCUGCUUCUUCCAGGAGGCUCGCACAGAGUCUGACGAUGACGACACCGGCACAGACACUACCCUAAGAACUACGCGUCACACCGUGCCGUAACAUUUAUUACUGUCAAAACUCUCGCAAGCAAUCGCAGUCUCCGCUCGUGCAACCGGAGUGUAUCACUUCAAAGGACUUUACAGAUAACAGCAGCCAGUCAAGAUGUCGCCUGAUCUCAACACAAUUCCGCAGACGCCCCGCGCUGUGGCCAGUGGUGCUGCAGCUGCAUCAACAUCCCAUCACUCCUCAACUCCGACUUCACGACGCGCAUCGCAAAUUUUCCCGAUGAGCCCACCUCCUUUACCUCUGGCUUCGCCAAGCGGAGCCCUUCCUACCGCUUCAAAUACUACGGCCCAGCCGUUCCCACCGCUGAGUCCUGGCAUGGCUUCAGUACACCCACCUUCAGAUAGAGACAUUGCAGGCGUGCCCAUGCGGCACCCACGCCCUUUGACGGCCGCUGAGCUUCAUCUAGAGCUCGAAAAAGAACAAGAGGCCGUGGUCAAUCGUCUAACCCGUGAACUCUCUGCUCUCCGGGCACAUUCCGCUUCCGUUGCAUCCACCGCAUCGUCAACAGCCUCGGGUGGUGCCCUCCUCUUCGACGCAACCGACCCUUCGGCUCAACAUACCGGCGCCUUGACUGGUCCAACGCACCCGACUGCAUCCCGCCGCCACCGCAGCUCUUCUAGCAUAUCGCGAACAAGCCAAAGCACGGGCUACGUGCCGCACUCAGCAUCCAGCUCCGCCGCCGGCCCGCACCGAUACUCGAUGUCGUCACAGCCCGGCAGCGCGAACGAUGUAGCGCCACCACGAUCGGCAAGUAUAGGCCUGAGCACACCGAGGUACGAGGAGGUUGCACAUUACAGGAUGGAGCUGGAGGAGGCGAAGAGGGAGAAUGAUCUGCUGAGGAGGAAGAUCAGGGAUUUGGAGAGGACGCUGAGGGGAAGGAGGGAUAGCAGCACGGAUACGCAGCCCAGAGGACGCCGGGAGAGGGCAGGUGAUAAUGCGGGAUCCGGGAAUACGAUUAGCGAGGCCAGGGCUUGAGCCGUCAAGCGGAGAAUGGGGAGAGUCGUGCAGGCAUGCCGGACAGAUUGGGAGAGUGGAUCGGAGACCAAGUCCCGAGGACAGCCUUGUCCAGGCGGCGGAGAGAGUAUAAGACCACAUCCGGGGGGAAUGGUGGCAUUCAUGAAUUAUGAUACUAGUCUGUCAUAGUCGUAACCAGGCGACGAUACGAGCAAUAAGUACGCCUCACAGUCUUUACAACGCAGUAAUACGACGCUUCACAGAACAUCAAGCGCUAUCGUGACGCAGCUUACAGUACUAAAGUACCAAAGCUAUAUAUAUAACAAAUCAAAACAAAAUCAAAUUCUCC